Aspergillus wentii DTO 134E9 is the source of this 2083-nucleotide messenger RNA. RefSeq names its product zinc finger CCCH domain-containing protein. Bases 153 to 1592 code for a protein of 479 amino acids. NCBI's taxonomy places the organism in Eukaryota, Fungi, Ascomycota, Eurotiomycetes, Eurotiales, Aspergillaceae. Gene Ontology annotation, molecular function: metal ion binding. The record is from RefSeq and is a predicted model, not a curated record. The transcript is spliced from 5 exons.
CGCAUUCUUUCCAACCCCUCUUGAUCUCUUCGAUCCCACAGCCUGCAUGUCCGUCGGUAUCGGGAAUCCCCAUGCUAAUAUUGGAAAGGCAUAGCCUUUCCUGCAUUUUAUCCAUUCUACUAUUGAAUCCUGUGGAAUAAGGCAUACACAAAAUGCUUGGGGAGACUGAGGUUCGGGGACUCAGCAGUCAUCUGGGCGCUGUUGUGCGUGAAAACCAGCAGCACCAUGAAAACCUCCAGGAUCUUCUCGAGAAGUUCCAGGGACUAUUACAGAGCUAUAACGAGCUCAAGAGUGAUUAUGAGGAGGAGAAAGAGGCUCGAGAGAAGUAUAAAAGGCUAGCACGUGGUCAAGAACGUAACCCGUUCGCUUUGGUACUAGUGGAUGGUGAUGGCUAUAUUUUCAAAGAACAUCUUAUCAAGAAGGGUCCCGAGGGUGGAAUAGCCGCUGCUCGACUAUUGAGCGACACAAUCAAGGAAUUACUCCACGAACGACUGGGAUACCUAGGAGACCAAUGCCGUAUCAUGGUUCGGAUCUAUUCGAAUAUCCUAGGCCUUUCGAAGACGAUGGCCCGUGCUGGGCUUGUGGGGAACGAAGCCCGAUCGCUAUCACCGUUUGCCUCCAGCUUUACACGAGCGCAGGAGCUAUUCGAUUAUGUCGAUGCGGGCGAUAAGAAAGAAGGAGCGGAUUAUAAAAUCAGAGAAAUGUUCCGCCUGUUCGCAGACAACAACCAAUGCAAGCAUAUCUUCUUUGCCGGUUGUCAUGAUGCAGGGUAUCUGUCUCUAUUGACGCCAUAUCAAGGCAGUGCGGAUCGAAUUACCCUUUUGAGAUCCGGAUCGUUUCACCCGGAGUAUCAAUCACUAGGUCUACCCGUUAGAGAACUGCCGUCUGUUUUCAUGUCUACUCCAUUUGGUGGCACUCCGAGCAACCCGCCAUCACCAUCUAAGCCGGUUUGCAAGCAUUUCCAAAAGGGCAUUUGCAAAUACGGCAAUGAAUGCAGCAAGCUACACAUAAUGCCGAACCAACAAUUCUCUAAAAAUGUAGAGGAAACACACCAAGUUCCCCUUCGGGACCAGACGUACUAUGCCAAAAACCUCCCUGCUAUAAAUGCCAAAUCGGAGGAAUUUAUCGCCGUCAAUAAGGAUGGCGACCGUGUUGACACCUACUGCCCUCAGCCGCCGCAGGACGCAUGGGAGCUGUACAACCGACGAGCUAAGCGUCAUAAACUGUGUAACAAGUAUCAUCUAGGAGGCGAGUGUGGCGAUAUGGCGUGUGAAUACGAUCAUAGUCACAUUGAUGGCUCUGCCCUCAAUGUCAUGCGGUACAUUCUCCGUCAGCAUCCAUGUUCGCGAGGCGCGACUUGCCGCGCGAUCAAGUGCUAUCUCGGACAUAUCUGCCAAAAAGAUUUGUGCAAGGGAACAAAGCCGUGCAGAUUCCCCCGACAGGCGCAUACCCUUGAAUUGCGUGUUUCACAGUGGUUGACGCCCGUCGACCAACACGACAUCCAUGAGUCGCCGAUUAGUGAGAACUCGGUCAACUCGACAACAGAUCCUAACAAUACCUUUUCAUACUUGAUGAAGGGUAUUCUAGACUAGAUCAUCCCGAGCGAUUCAAUAAGCCGGGAUCUAUUCCAUUCAACCAAAAAUGAUUACACAAGGCAUAACUUUGUGUUUGAUAAUACACCCAACCGAUUUGUGUUUAUGGAAAACGGAAAAGAUUGGGAGAAGAUACAGAUUGAUGGAUUGACACUUGAUCAAUCUUUAAGAAUGGUUGGAACAUUCCACCAAAAGGCAAAACUGCGAGAUUUAUCUCCACGGCUAUUUCGGUUAUUUUAUUAUUACGAUUCUGUCUGGGAAGUUACUUGCCAUGUGGUCAUGGGAGUAACCUGCGGUGUCUAGAAGUACAUACAUACAAAAUUGAUGCCUUUUUUGGGAAUUGCAUAGUACAGAUCAGAUCCCCUAUCGACGGUAGGCUACGUCAUAACCAAUAUAUCCUAUUGAUUGGAUAUGUCUUCUCUAUUUCUCCUGAUGCUAUAAUUAGGCUAGGCAAAUAUGAUGUGGCCGAUUUUAAAUAAAACCAACAUCCC